Messenger RNA from Corylus avellana, 1278 nucleotides. The record is from RefSeq and is a predicted model, not a curated record. NCBI's taxonomy places the organism in Eukaryota, Viridiplantae, Streptophyta, Magnoliopsida, Fagales, Betulaceae.
AGUUAUUCUCUUUUUGUGGAUUGUUUUGUUUUCCUUGUCUUUGACAAUUCACUACUUGCCCUGUGAUUUCGCGAUGAGCAACUCUAACGGCGAGAGCGACGCCGUUUUGGGAUCUUUCGCGAAGCGCGAGAAGCUCAUCAUCGACACCGACCCUGGCAUCGAUGAUAGUAUCGCGAUCUUGAUGGCGUUUCAAUCUCCGGAGUUGGAGAUCCUGGGCUUGACAACAAUAUUUGGUAAUGUUACUACAGAAGAUGCCACUCGCAAUGCUUUGCUUCUGUGUGAGAUCGCAGGGUUUCCAGGUGUUCCGGUGGCAGAGGGCAGCUCUGAGCCUCUAAAGAGGGGAAGGCCACCUGCUGCUUACUUUAUUCAUGGUUCUGAUGGGUUGGGGAAUGCAUUUCUACCUCCUCCAGAGGUAAAGAAAAUUGAGAUGAGUGGCUCUGAAUUUAUGGUCGACAAAGUCUCUGAAUGUCCUGGUGAAGUAUCUAUACUUGCACUUGGACCCCUCACAAAUUUAGCUCUGGCAAUCAAGAGGGACUCUUCCUUUGUCAGCAAGGUGAAGAACAUUGUCAUACUUGGUGGUGCUUUCCUUGUAUUGGGAAAUAUAAAUCCUGCUGCUGAAGCAAAUAUCUAUGGCGACCCAGAGGCAGCAGAUGUUGUGUUCACCUCUGGAGCAAAUAUUGUUGUUGUCGGAAUAAACAUUACAACCCAAGUCAAAUUUACAGAUGCUGACAUCCUUGCAUUGAGGCAAUCCAAGGGGAAGUAUACUCAAGUCCUAAGUGACAUGUGCAAAUUUUACAGAGAUUGGCAUGUCAAGACUGAUGGUGUCUACGGGAUUUUCCUUCACGACCCUGUCAGUUUUGUAGCACUAGUCCGUCCCGAUCUCUUUACAUACAAGAAGGGAGUUGUUAGGGUUGAAACACAAGGCAUCUGCCUGGGGCAUACGCUUAUGGAUCACGAAUUAAGUAGAUGGGAUACAGACAACCCAUGGACGGGAUAUUCUCCUGUUUCAGUUGCUUGGACUGUUAAUGUGGAGGAAGUUCUUAAUUAUAUUAGAAAUUUGCUGAUGAAACCAUGAAAGCAAGGGCAUAUGGUCUCCUUCUUCCAGAAAGAUGCUAAAGCCAAAAAAGAAGUUGGGGUGACAUAGCGGAAGACUAAGUAACAAUAAUCAGAGGCGUCUGCGUCUUCUGACCAAAAGAUAAAACAAGCCCCCGCAUGUUUAAAAUAAAAAGAUAAAUUAUAAAGAGUUUUGAGAGAAAUCUCUAAUUUUUAAUAAUUCAA